CCGCUGGUGAAGGAGGGACCCUGCGCGGGGGUUUGCCCACGAGGGGAGGCAGCGGGCCUGCGCGCUCCCAGGAGUUCUGGCUGACCUUUUCACUUCUUCAAGAGUGUGGGGACAAUGCUGAAAGGAGUGUCAAGACUUGUCUCCAGGGUCCAUAAGUUGGACCCUGGACAUUUUUUGCGCCUGGGGACCCAGGCACCCCAGAGCCUUGCUGCUCACCUGGAUAACCAGGUUUCAUUUGAGAGUCCUAGAGCUAUUUCCUGCACCAGUGAGAAUGACCCGAUGAAGACAUUCAAUGAAGCUUGCCUGAUGGUAAGGAAACCAGCCCUAGAGCUUCUGCAUUACCUGAAAAACACCAAUUUUGCUCAUCCAGCUGUACGAUACGUUCUCUAUGGGGAAAAAGGAACAGGAAAAACACUCAGUCUUUGCCAUAUUAUUCAUUUCUGUGCAAAACAGGACUGGCUGAUACUGCAUAUUCCAGAUGCUCAUCUUUGGGUGAAAGACUGCCGGGAUCUUCUGCAGUCCUCCUAUAACAAACAGCGCUUUGAUCAACCUUUAGAGGCUUCGGUCUGGCUGAAGAAUUUCAAAACUACAAAUGAGCGUUUCUUGAGUCAGAUAAAAAUUCAAGAGAAGUAUGUCUGGAAUAAGCGAGAAAGCAUUGAGAAAGGCAGUUCUCUGGGAGAAGUAGUUGAACAGGGUAUAACACGGGUGAGGAACGCCACAGAUGCCGUUGGGAUUGUGCUCAAAGAGCUAAAGAGGCAAAGUUCUUUGGGUACUUUUCACCUCCUGGUGGCAGUGGAUGGAGUCAAUGCGCUCUGGGGAAGGACCACGCUGAAAAGAGAAGAUAAAAGUCCAAUCGCCGCAGAGGAACUAGCACUUAUUCACAACCUGAGGAAGAUGGUGAAAAAUGACUGGAAUGGAGGUGCCAUUGUGAUGACUUUGAGCCAGACUGGGUCUCUUUUUAAGCCCCGGAAAGCCUAUCUGCCCCAGGAACUGCUGGGAAAGGAAGGAUUUGAUGCCUUGGAUCCCUUUAUUCCUAUCCUGGUUGGCAACUAUAACCCAAAAGAAUUUGAAAGUUGUAUUCAGUAUUAUUUGGAAAACAGUUGGCUUCAACAUGAGAAAGCUCACACGGAAGAAGGUAAAAAGGAGCUGCUGUUCCUAAGUAAUGGGAAUCCUGGGCAGCUGGAGCGGCUCUGUGCCUACCUCUAGGCCAUGGCCACAACAUGCAUGGAAGGCAAUGGACAUCACAGGCCCAAUCAGAUGGGACGUCCCACAGCACACACACAGCUCAUGAGACUGGACAGUACUGCAAAUCAACUCCCAACUUGGCUGAAAUGGUUCCUUGUAAAGUGACUAUAAUGGCAAUAAGACAUCCUCUUGUUCCUGAAACUAAUAUCAGUUUAUUAUAUAUGGUUUUCACAUUUUAAUUGUGCCUCUUUUCCUAAAAAUUAAAUUAUCUUUCUUAAA
Messenger RNA from Myotis brandtii (Brandt's bat), 1464 nucleotides. RefSeq names its product death associated protein 3 (gene DAP3). Gene Ontology annotation, molecular function: structural constituent of ribosome. Gene Ontology annotation, biological process: apoptotic process. Bases 115 to 1206 code for a protein of 363 amino acids. The transcript has 12 exons. Gene Ontology annotation, cellular component: mitochondrial ribosome; mitochondrial small ribosomal subunit. The record is from RefSeq and is a predicted model, not a curated record. NCBI's taxonomy places the organism in Eukaryota, Metazoa, Chordata, Mammalia, Chiroptera, Vespertilionidae.